UAUAUUAAGGCUUGAUGAUCCGCAAGUUUUGCACUAAUUAGAUUUUAAUUAGAAUCAUAUUAACGACUGAUCCUCAUCUCACUCUCUCUUCUCUCCCUCACCUCUCUAGAGUUGGCGGAUUCGCCUGAUUGGGUUGCCUUGAAGCGUUAUUAAGCUUUGAUUCUAUAGUAUAAGAAAGAUGAAUGAGAUUGUUUUGAAAUGUUUCGAUGGUUGUGGCGAUAAUAAGUAUUAUUUAUCUAUUACGUCUCCUCAAGACAUGUCUCCCAAGGAAGGCUUUGAAAUUACCAAUCUUUUCUUUUAUGAUAAUGAAAAUUAUGUUAGUGGUAAUAUUUGUCGGAUGCUAUUGUAUUUCUAUUAUCAUGGCAAAAUUGUUCUUUGCAACCUAACAACUAAAGAGCUGGAAUUUAUUGCUCCGCCGAAGAAACCCAUUCAAUAUAAUAUCCUUCUCCAGGGUUGUGGUCUCGGAUACGAUGCUAAAUCCGGCGACUACAAGUUGAUACAGAAGUAUCACCUAUGGUCUUGGUGCAAUGUUCGACAUCGUUCUGAUUAUGAAGAGACGAAAACUGAGUUGUAUUCGCUUAAAAGUUGUUCUUGGAAGGAGAUUCCGAGUCCUGAUGCUCGUAUUGCCGGCGGCAAUUGUGGUGUGUACGUUGAGGGGAGUUGCUAUUGGCAAGCAAGUCUUGGUCCGGCCUUUGGUGGUCCAUCAGGUGAACUGGCAUUAGAUGUUCUAUCAUUUGACUUCACCAGUGAAUGUUUCUCUUGCAUCCCUUCGCCGACUGGAGAUGAUGGGUUGACAUAUGAUCUUGUCGAGUGUCGUGGCUUUCUGGGUGCUAUUGCCUAUGAAUAUACCGAUGAACAAUCAAAGUGUGGAGCCAAGUCUUUUGAGCUUUUGGUAUGGAAAGAAAGUUCGUGGGCCAAAUCAUUUGUUGUUGCUCUUUACGGCAUUGAAAACCCGUUGGGAUUGAAGGAAGGUCGAUUUUUGUUUCUUAAAAGGAAGAUAUUCGGUAGUGAUAAGCCCUAUCAGUUAGUAGUUUAUGAUUGUGUUACGAAGGAGUUGAAGAAAUUUGAUACUGAUGCUCGUGCACAAAAUGUGAGUGUUGUCUCUCAUGUUGAGGAUAGAGUUGAGCUAGUUUAUGACUGGAUUUCGAUGAAGGUGUUUUCUUAUGCUGAGAAUUGUGCUCUGCUGCCGAAUGAUGCAAAAAUCUCACAAAAUGCUGAAGAAUUCGUCCUCGAAGGUUUUCAGAAGAUCGACAUCCAGCCAUGGAAGCUCGAAAGAAAACCCACAUUUACUGUGAUAAGGCUUUGGCUUUUUACCUAUAUCUUGUGUUAUGUCUCGUGUCGUUGUGCUUGGAAAUGAUACAUUGCAAGAAUUUCAAAGUUGAUUCCGAUUUGUUGAGGAAGAUUUCUCAUGAAUAAUACACUUUCAAUAGCAAAUUUUGAUGAAAAGAAUUUGGUUGAGGAAUUUGG
Molecule: messenger RNA, 1467 nt
Organism: Salvia miltiorrhiza (redroot sage)
Lineage: Eukaryota; Viridiplantae; Streptophyta; Magnoliopsida; Lamiales; Lamiaceae
Exons: 3
Coding region: 179-1357 (392 amino acids)
Source: RefSeq, a predicted model, not a curated record